GCAGCACAGAAAUACCACAGGAGGUUGGGAUGGAGGCAGGGCGCUCGCGGAACGUGCCACCAGAAUCAGAUGUCCGCGAGGUUAAUGUGCAGUUCGACGACCUCACGAGAACAGUGCGUUUGAUGGACGAGCUUGCCACCAAAAGUUUAUUCUGCAGAAAAACGGCAAAGACCAUUGAAAUAUAAUUUUGGAAUCACACACAUUUUGCCGUCUCAUAUUGGACCUACAAUAGCUGGGUGUCUUGGAAGCCUCACAGUGAAAUCCUCUCCACAUUGGCUGGGGGAUGGACCAGAAGAGAAGGAUGUCUCACAAUAGAGCACCUUUUCAACCUGGCUCUCCCAUGAAUAGUCUGGAUCCAAAUAGCAGUUCCGUGGUCAAAGCCGAAGAGAACAGGAGAGAAAUCAUAAGAAGAUCCUAAAGACGAGUGGUAGUGGCUUCACCUCUUCUGCCAGGCUGCAUAAUGUCCGAGCAGUGACAGCAGAACUGGGAAAAUUAACUCCUGAGAGGAAUUAGUUCCCUCGCACUUUACGCACGUAUUGACCUCUAAGAUCUAUUUUAUUUUCAAAUGAAAUCUCCUCAUCCUGCUUGAUCUGGUUUUUUGUUAGCAGUACAGGGCCGCCCGUAACCUCAGGGAGACCAGAUCAAUAUCAUCAUUAAUAGAGGGAGCUGAAUCUUGCAUAUCUAGCAAGUCAUUUCCUCAGUCUGAUCCUGGACAGUCGUUAGCUUGCUGGGUAAAUACUCAGAGGCUUGGAAUACUGUACAUUUCUUCCACAUCUAUAAUAGAUGUGUAUAUCCCCAGGACAUUAUUGUGACCAUUACAUCACUGCUGUCUAUGUUCCCCGGUGUCUCUAAACUUGACUGAGGUGGACACACACAGCGGCCACUGAGUGUGCAGUUCUGUCAGUAGGUGUGUGUGUGUGUGUGUGUGUGUGUGUGUGUGUGUGUGUGUGUUAGGUUAGCAGGCCUUGAGUGUACACGUUGUGGUUGAGCAGGCCAGCAGAAUCUGGGACAGAACUGUGAGAGCAAAGAGUAGUCCCGCACUGUGAGGUAGAGAGGAAUCAGACUUCACACUGUGAGGUAGAGAGGAAUCAGACUUCACUAGGACCUGGAGGACUUCACUGUGGAGGUUCAGCAAGGUCAUCCACAGUGUUUACAUCAAACGUCUGUCAGCUUCCAAGUACUGUAUCAGCAAAGCACCUUUAACACACACAAACACAUAUAUACAUGCAUACAUACAUAUACACACACACACACACACACACAUAGACUGAAAUCUUCUGUCAUGUCUGAACAAAGUGUAUGAGGUGUGUGUGAGUUAGUUGCCUGUUUGUGAGGCUUGAGCCCUACAGCAGGCUGCCUCUCCUCUCAUCUCCUCUCAUCACGUGGACCUCCUCCUCAGUAGGGUAGCUAAUUUUACGCCAAGGCAGCAGUACCCUCAUCCCUGGGAACUGUUGACACACUUAACUGAUGUUUCAUCCGGCGAGGCACAUGAAUCCCUCUUUAAAGACUGACAAUGUUUUCUGGAGAACGGGAGAAGGGUUUCCCUGAGAGAGAGGACUCUGUUAGGAAGGCAGGUCCUUAAGAGACAGAGAGAGAGAAAGAGAGAGAGAGAGAAAGAAAGAGAGACAGAGAGAGAGAGAGAGAGGACACUCACAACCCAACAUGCCUGCAGGUCUGUGAAAGGAUGCCGCUGGUCUUUCUGGGACGUGGUCAGCCUGCGUCGUGCAAGUGAGUUUGUCAGAAUGGACCUCUCCAGCAACACUCAGACACUUUAAACUCGUGAUGACAGAGUGAGUAUUUGCAGUGGGAACACAGCCCCACUAUUAAAGCACAAAUAAGUAAGUUUUUCACUUUUGACAUUUUGGACAAUUCGUCUUCAUAACAGGAUAUUUAUUUGUAUUAUGCAAACGUGUGUCUAAGACAUGGAUCUGAUUUUUAAUGAAAGUUUUUUCCUGAAGCAAUAUUCUUCAGCUCUUUACCUGUGAUUGUCUUUGUCAUCUAUCUUUUGGGUUGUCAUACAAACAGCAAGAGGAGCUUUUUGGAUCUUGGACAGAGAGAUAAGUUGCACAGGCAUGCUGUCGUCUGAACUGUUGCAUGAUUAAGAACUGUUCCUCCCUCUCCUCGUUCCGUGUCGAUAUUCAGGCAGUCACGUCCUGUACUGUGUAAAGCUCUACUUUCCUGGGGCUGACGCCCAUUGUGAUUGCCUUCCUUUGUGCUUAUAGCUGAAAGCUCAAGCCUGAUCCCUUACCCUAUCUCUUCUUUGCCUCUGUCUGGUUGUAGCUUCAGUUUAGCCUUUUAGUACCUUUUAUUUUUCCCACCACCACCUUACACACACACACACACACACACACACACACACACACACACACACACACACACACACACACACACUGACAUUCACUUUACUCCCAUACAUCAUAAAUCCCAUCCAUCAGAGAGGAGCUCAGACAGUAGGACGUGCCUGUGGAGAGUUUGCUUCCCGUUGCCCAGAGACACAAUGGAGGCUGAGUUGGAGCCCCCUCUCUGGGUCCUGUAGGGCUGUGGUGUGUGUGCCAGUGCUUCCCUUCCAAUCCAGAGGACAACGCAGGCAAACGCAGAUCACAGCGGAGUAGUGGUGGUGACCACACACCACGAGAGACAGGACGAGCCUUUUUUUCUCUUCCCCACCUGUCAAACUUGGAGUACCUGUGAGUUUCGUUUGUUUGAUAAAUCUACAACUUGUGUUCAGUUGGAGAGUGUUACGAGGCCAGAGGAGUAGACUGAGGAAUACAGCUGACGCACACACACACACACACACACACACACACACACACACACACAUACACACACACACACACACACACACACACACACACACACACACACACACACACACACAAACACACACACACACACACAGAGAGAGUCUUGCCCUCCCUCGCUUUCCUAGCCCACCCUGUUGAGUCCAGACAGGACAGAUUGGGGCUGACCCAGACAGGGGCGGCUGAUUCUGCCAGGUACCUGACCUGAACAACCUGGCCGUGGCCCUGACCGAGUCCCAGAUUGCACGUCGUCGGCAGCGGUGGUACCAGAGGAUUUUGGAUUUGUGAGUGAUCCCGCUGUGCAGCUUUGGCCGGGACUCUGAUUAAAAAACACUGGUUCUGAAGAUGCUCGGCCUGAGACUCAGACAGCGGCCAGAUAAAGACUCUGGGCUGUGACAGCUUUCUGGGGAUAUUUCUCAAAUAAACAACACACCGAGUUUUUUUCUUCUUACAAUGACUGGGAUGACUGGGUGAUUUCUGGGAUUCAUUUAUCAGGAUUUAACUGAUUGGUUGGAUGACCUCUUUUUUUUCAAGAAUUUUCCUCAGGAAGGGAAGCAGACUUUUUCUCUUAUUUUGUGUUACACGUCCUCUACAGGCACAGAUCCGUCUUUACUUUAGUAUUGGAACAUAUAAGAAACACUCAUAAAAUUCACACACACACACACACACACACACACACACACACACACACAGACAUGGGGGCUGCCCGUGUGAAGAGGCGCUUUAGCGCGGUGGUGGACAGCUCUGUGGACGAGGAGGAGAUCAUGAAGCUGGCCCAGAGUGUGGCGGCGAUGGAAAAACGGCGGGGCUGGGGAGCUUCGGGGGUUAUCGUCCCCCUCUCAAGCGCCCCCCACCAAGCAGCGGCAAGGCACUCAUGUUGCACGGCAACGAAGGAGAAGGAGGAGGAGGAGGAGAGCCGGACGGCAGCUGCCAAGGGAGGGAGGAAGAGGACGCGCCAGGGCCCCGCCAACAGCUUUGUGGGCAGGGCAGGCGCCAACGUCACCGCCGUCAACAUGGGGCGGGGCCAGCUUACCUGGCCGGACCUGUUCACCACCUGUGUGGACGUCCGCUGGCGCUGGAUGCUCGUCAUCUUCACCCUCUCCUUCCUCCUCUCCUGGCUGCUCUUUGGCUUUGCCUUCUGGCUCAUCGCCUCCGCACACGGAGACCUGGCGCCGGCCUCCUCCUCUUCCUCCUCCUUCUCCUCCUCCUCCUCCUCUUCCUCCCACUCUCCUCCGGGCUCCUCGGUGCUGGGCUCGGGCAUCGACUUCGGCCCCGGCGGCUCCGGAGAGGUGGAUUCUGGGCCGGAGGAGCAGCCGGAGGUUGAGCCGUGCUUCCAGCAGGUCAACAGCUUCAUGGCGGCCUUCCUGUUGUCCCUGGAGACGCAAACGUCCAUCGGUUACGGCUUCCGGAGCGUCACCGAGGCCUGCCCCCUGGCGGUGAUGGCGGUCGUGCUGCAGUGCAUAGUGGGCUGCAUCAUCGACGCCUUCAUCAUUGGGGCGGUCAUGGCUAAGAUCGCCAAGCCCAAGAAGCGCAACGAGACGCUGAUCUUCUCCACCUCGGCCGUGGUAGCGCUGAGGGACGGCAAGCUCUGCAUGAUGUGGAGGGUGGGCAACCUGCGCCGGAGCCACCUGGUAGAGGCGCACGUCCGCGCACAUAUGCUCAAGCCGCGAGUGACCCCGGAGGGCGAGUACCUCCCCCUGGAGAACUUGGACAUCAACGUAGGUUUCGACAAUGGUACCGACCGCAUCUUCCUGGUGUCGCCGGUCACCAUCGUCCACGAGAUCGACGAGGAGAGCCCUUUCUUCGAGAUGGACCGCCAGACGCUGGAGAACGACUCCGACUUGGAGGUGGUGGUCAUCCUGGAGGGCAUGGUGGAGGCCACCGCCAUGACGACCCAGUGCCGCUCCUCCUACCUGGCCUCCGAGAUCCUCUGGGGUCACCGCUUUGAACCUGUGCUCUACGAGAGGAAGAACUGCUACCAGGUGGACUACGCCUACUUCCACCGCACGUACGAGAUCCCCAGCACGCCGUCCUGCAGUGCUAAGGACCUGGCGGAGAGACAGCACAUCAUGGACUUCAAGGCUUGCCUUUCUAAGCAUGAGAACGGCGGUUUCAGAAGUUUCCUCCGCCCCUCCCCUCGAAAGCGUGCCCGCCACCGGCCGCCACACCUCACCACGAGACGUGUUUCACGGGCCACCCCUGAACACCCGCACGCUCAGUGA
This is a messenger RNA of Alosa alosa (allis shad), 5023 nucleotides long. RefSeq names its product potassium inwardly rectifying channel subfamily J member 14 (gene kcnj14). Gene Ontology annotation, cellular component: plasma membrane. Gene Ontology annotation, biological process: regulation of monoatomic ion transmembrane transport; potassium ion import across plasma membrane. Lineage: Eukaryota; Metazoa; Chordata; Actinopteri; Clupeiformes; Clupeidae. The record is from RefSeq and is a predicted model, not a curated record. Gene Ontology annotation, molecular function: inward rectifier potassium channel activity.